This is a messenger RNA of Silurus meridionalis, 1075 nucleotides long. RefSeq names its product gamma-crystallin M2-like. Gene Ontology annotation, biological process: visual perception; lens development in camera-type eye. The transcript has 3 exons. Bases 518 to 1042 code for a protein of 174 amino acids. NCBI's taxonomy places the organism in Eukaryota, Metazoa, Chordata, Actinopteri, Siluriformes, Siluridae. Gene Ontology annotation, molecular function: structural constituent of eye lens. The record is from RefSeq and is a predicted model, not a curated record.
UCUUCCUUUGCCAUUCAUUUGCACAUUAGUUUAUUUGCAUUGUUUGUUUUGCAUUUAGUGUUAAAUGCAUGGAACAGUAAAAAAAAAAGGGGGAAAUUCUGGUAGUUAAAUAAAUAGGUCUGUUGUUCAUAACUGUGUAAAAAGCAGAACCAUUUAUUCUAUCAACACUGGUUUGGGGUUUAAAAAAAAAAGAAAAGAAAAAAAACUGAUCCAGGGCCAAUGGUCAUUCAGUGCAUAACAGAUACACUAAUCCAGGAUGAAAAACAAACAAACAAAAGAAUACAGUAGCGCUGCAUUGUUUUGCCUGGAGCUCCAGUUCUAAUGUCUUCUGGAGGCCAAAUUAAAAAGAAAGCCCUCUAUUUUGCUAGGUGGGCAGUUUAUACAAUAGAUGCCACAAGUUCAUCGGGUUUAUAGAUGGUAUAAAUGCAAGGGGUUAAACACAGCACAGUGUCAGCUCAUCAGCUGGAAACAAUUCUGACGAUCGAAGCAGUGGAGUUACACCUACUUCAACAAAAUCAUGGGCAGGGUCAUCUUCUACGAGGAAAGGAACUUCAUGGGCCGCUCAUAUGAGUGCAGCAGUGAUUGUCCCGACAUGUCCUCCUACCUGAGCCGCUGCCACUCUUGCAGGGUGGAGAGCGGAUGUUGGAUGGUGUACGAUCGCCCCAACUACAUGGGAAACCAGUAUUUCAUCAGAAGGGGCGAGUACCCCGACUACAUGAGCAUGUGGGGCUGGGGCAACAACUGCAUCAGGUCCUGCCGCAUGAUCCCCAUGUACAGAGGCGCCUACAGAAUGAGAAUGUAUGAGAGGGAGAACUUCAUGGGUCAGAUGGUGGAGAUAAGCGACGACUGCGACUCCAUCAUGGAUCGCUACCACUGGUCCGGCGGCUGCCACUCGUGCCACGUGAUGGACGGCCACUGGCUCAUGUACGAGCAUCCUCACUACAGAGGCAGGAUGUGGUACUUCAGGCCCGGAGAGUACCGCAGUUUCAGGGACUACGGCAACUUCAUGAGUAUGAGGCGCAUCAUGGAUUCCUGGUUCUGAAAACCUCUGACAUGAAAAGCAAAAUCAUUUGAA